Molecule: messenger RNA, 683 nt
Organism: Lemur catta (Ring-tailed lemur)
Lineage: Eukaryota; Metazoa; Chordata; Mammalia; Primates; Lemuridae
Gene: NDUFAB1
Product: NADH:ubiquinone oxidoreductase subunit AB1
Exons: 5
Coding region: 42-512 (156 amino acids)
Biological process (GO): fatty acid biosynthetic process
Cellular component (GO): mitochondrion
Molecular function (GO): acyl carrier activity; acyl binding
Source: RefSeq, a predicted model, not a curated record
AAUCCUGGGCCGGGCGCAGUGCAUUCUGGGUCAGCGUAGCUAUGGCGGCUCGUGUCCUUUCCUCCUGUGUCCGCCGCCUGCCCGCGGCCUUCGCGCCGCUGCCCCGGGUCCCCACGCUAGCCACGGCCCGGCCGCUCAGCACCGUCCUGUGCCCCGCGUGGACCCGGACAAGGCCCGGGGCUUCGCAGCCGGCCCCGGUGCUUGCGCAGGUUCCAAGUCAAGUUACACAGUUGUGCCGCCAGUAUAGUGACGCUCCCCCUUUGACACUAGAGGGAAUCAAGGACCGUGUUCUUUAUGUGUUGAAACUCUAUGACAAGAUUGACCCAGAGAAGCUCUCAGUAGACUCUCAUUUUAUGAAAGACCUGGGCUUAGACAGUUUGGACCAAGUGGAGAUUAUCAUGGCCAUGGAAGAUGAAUUUGGGUUUGAAAUUCCUGAUAUAGAUGCGGAAAAGUUAAUGUGUCCACAAGAAAUUGUAGAUUACAUCGCAGAUAAGAAGGAUGUGUAUGAAUAAAAUACCAGACCCUCCUCCUUCACUGAGAGAAGACUCAGAUGAUACUGGCGAGUGUCUGGACGUGAGAACGCGUUUUGGCAUUAUUGCUGACUUGAACAGAGUAAUUCUGUUGGACUUGUAUUUAAAUUGUGUUAAGUAUUUUACCCUUUGAAAAUAAAUCUAUAAAACCAA